AUGGAAAAUGAAAUCGAUGAUGAUGAAUUGGCAGCAAUACUUGCUGAAGAUGAACAAGAAGAAGAAGAAAAGAAACAUGAAGAAUCAACAUCAAAAUUAUCGUUUUCUGAACAAGCAGAAACAACGACACCGGAACAAUUAGUUGAAUUAACAUGUUUACUUGUUGAUAAACCAAUUACAACUGAAAAAAGUCCUACAUGCAAAUUUUCUAAUAUUGAUAUGGGAGAAUUAUUUGAAAGUAAAACAUCAAAUUCAUUGCAACAAAAAUUAAAUAAACAACAAUCUUCUACAAUAACAACUUUAACAACUGGAUCAAAAACACAAUCAAUAAUUACACCAUCAGUUUAUAUUGAUCCAACAACACAUAUUCGUAUAGGUACACUUAAUUAUACACCAAAUGCAAUAAAAACAAAAUUAAAUUCAAUAAAAUUUAUUCGUUUAUAUGAAAUUGAUAAACAACCAUCACCAAUGCCAACAGAAUGGUGUACAAUGGCUGUAUUAGCUCAUAAAUCUGAUGUUAAACAAGCAAGUAAUGGUUCAACAUAUAGUAUAUGGCGUAUAACAGAUUUUAAAAUAACAAUAAAUAUGUUUUUAUUUGGUGAUGCACAUCAAUCAUUAUGGAAAACAACAUUAUCAAGUGUUUUACUUAUUUAUGAUGGUGAUACAAAAAAAUCAGGACAAUUAUCAAUAAAAUAUGAACGAAAUAUUUGUAUUCUUGGUUCAAAUCCUGAUUUAGGUCAAUGUAAAUCGAAAACAAAAUCUGGUGAACAAUGUAAAAUAUUAAUUAAUCGACAUGAAUGUGAAUAUUGUGUUACACAUGCUCAUCAAAUACAUAAAAAUAAUCAACGAAAUACAAAUAAAUUUAAUGUUGGUAAUAUGUCACGAAUGAAUUUACAAAGUACAGGUUCAUUUGUACCAAAAAAAUUUGCUAAUCUUGCUGGUAGUUAUGAUGGUGGUGGUGGUGAUGGUUCAUCAUCAUGGUCAACAAAUUCAUCUAAAUCAAAAUCAUUAAAAAAAUCGAAUGAUUCAUUGAAAACAACUGGAAAUAGUCUUAAUAAUAAAGAAAAAUCCAUGCUUGUUAUGUUAGGUAUUGAAGAUGAUCCAUUAGUAUGUGUACGAACUCAAGAAACUAAAGGUUUAGCUGAUUCAAUGGCUGAUAUUCGUGAAUUGUAUCAGGCUAAACAAGCAGCUAAUAAAGUUAAGAAAAUGAUACAAAAAGAAACAAAAAAUCGAGAUCAAGAUGAUACAAAAACUCCAAUUCGAUCGUAUCCAUUGGUUGCAUCAACAUCACCUUCACAAGAAUUAAAAAAAUCACCAAUAAGUUUAACAAUUAGUCAAACAAGUUCGACAUCUGCUAUUAAUAAGAUAUCAUCACCUAAACAAUUUGUUGAUUUAACAAAGUCAGCUAGUUCUGAAGCAAUUAAUAAUGCUAAACAACGUGCAAUUGAUAUACUUAAACAACGUCUUGCUCAUAAACAGAUUACACCAGUUAAAGGUCAAUCAUUAAUAUCUGCUGAUACAUCGUCUUCUUCUACUUCUUCUUCUCCAAAACGAUCAAAUACUGAAUUCGAUUCAAAUCUUGUAUCAAAACGUCUUAAAAUAUCAAAUAGUAAUUCUGAUUCAGUUGAACAACAACGUUUUGUUGAUAUAAUGAAUAUGAAAUCAUCUCAUUCUGAUUUAUAUAGUCAAAUGACACUUGAUGAAAUAUUUGAACGUUAUAAAAAAAAAGAAAAUAUCGAAGAAAAACUUCUUCAAAUAAUGGAACGUGAUAUAAAAGUUGUUGUUUGUCGACAAUGUCAUUAUACAGCAUAUAAACAAUCAAUAUUAUGUAAACAAAAACAACAUUAUGUUAAAAUAUGUGAAGUAAAACAAAAAUUUUUUGAAUGUAUCGAAUGUCAUAAACGUGUUUUUACUUGGUCACAAUAUCCAGCAGAAAAUUGUACACAAUGUCAUAGUUUAAAAGGUUUUCGUCGUACACCUUUAAUACGUGAACGUCAUGGAGCAAAAUUUGAAGAUGAAAUUUUAUUAUUACGUGGUGAAGAAGAAAAAUUUCUUAAUUCGUUUGUUAGUUAUGAAAAAUUACCUAGUGUUAUCGCUUGA
This is a messenger RNA of Rotaria sp. Silwood2, 2100 nucleotides long. Lineage: Eukaryota; Metazoa; Rotifera; Eurotatoria; Philodinida; Philodinidae. The record is from the annotation of a GenBank genome assembly.